Ochotona princeps (American pika) is the source of this 1844-nucleotide messenger RNA. RefSeq names its product male germ cell associated kinase (gene MAK). Gene Ontology annotation, molecular function: protein serine/threonine kinase activity; ATP binding. The coding region runs from base 39 to 1844 and encodes 601 amino acids. Gene Ontology annotation, biological process: intraciliary transport; intracellular signal transduction; protein phosphorylation. The transcript has 13 exons. The record is from RefSeq and is a predicted model, not a curated record. Gene Ontology annotation, cellular component: cytoplasm; nucleus; cilium. NCBI's taxonomy places the organism in Eukaryota, Metazoa, Chordata, Mammalia, Lagomorpha, Ochotonidae.
AUCCCAGGCUGUGACUUUGGCUGCGGUCUUUGUGCACGAUGAACCGAUACACAACCAUGAGACAGCUGGGAGACGGCACCUAUGGGAGUGUGCUCAUGGGCAAGAGUAACGAAUCCGGGGAGCUGGUGGCCAUCAAAAGGAUGAAGAGAAAGUUCUAUUCUUGGGACGAAUGUAUGAACCUGAGAGAAGUGAAGUCCCUGAAGAAACUGAAUCAUGCCAAUGUGAUUAAAUUGAAAGAAGUUAUCAGAGAAAACGACCAUCUUUAUUUUAUAUUUGAGUAUAUGAAAGAAAACCUCUAUCAAUUGAUGAAAGACAGAAACAAAUUGUUCCCUGAAUCGGUCAUCAGGAAUAUCAUGUACCAGAUUCUGCAGGGGCUGGCUUUCAUCCACAAGCACGGCUUUUUUCACAGGGACAUGAAACCUGAAAACUUACUCUGUAUGGGUCCAGAACUUGUGAAAAUUGCGGACUUUGGACUUGCUAGAGAGUUGAGGUCCCAGCCACCGUACACUGACUAUGUGUCUACCAGAUGGUACCGGGCUCCCGAGGUUCUGCUACGGUCUUCGGUUUACAGCUCCCCCAUCGACGUGUGGGCUGUGGGGAGCAUCAUGGCUGAACUCUACACGCUGAGACCGCUUUUCCCAGGGACCAGUGAGGUUGACGAAAUCUUUAAGAUUUGCCAAGUUUUAGGGACUCCCAAAAAAAGUGACUGGCCGGAAGGAUACCAGCUUGCUUCCUCUAUGAAUUUCCGUUUCCCCCAGUGUGUUCCCAUCAACUUGAAGACGCUUAUUCCCAAUGCCAGUAACGAAGCUAUUCAGCUCAUGACCGAAAUGUUGAGCUGGGACCCAAAGAAGCGGCCAACAGCAAGCCAGGCAUUGAAACACCCAUAUUUUCAAGUUGGUCAGGUGUUAGGCCCCUCCACACACCACCUGGAAGCCAAGCAGCCCUUCAGUAAGCAGCUGCAACCGCUGGAACCGAAGUCGUCUGUGACUGACACAGAAUCCAAGCCUCUGGCAGAGCUCGCGGAUCAGACCCUGGGGCAGCCACAAGCCCGCCAGCAGCCACCCCCGAAGCAGCCGGGCCAGCAGAAGCCCCCAGCCACGCUGUUCCCAAGUAUCGUGAAAAACGCGCCCCUGAAGCCAAAUGGCGCCCUGGGUCAUAAAAGUGCCAGGAGACGCUGGGGUCAGACUGUGCUCAAGUCAGGAGACAGUUGGGAAGAGCCCGAGGACCAUGACCUCGGAGCCUCGCAUCCCAAGAAGCCAAGCAUGGGUGUUGUCAAAGAAAAGCAGAAAAAGGAUUCUCCAAUUCGACUCCUGGAGGCCUUGCCCUUGGGCCCCCACCCCUCAGCACAGGAGAACAAGAGCCUAAGAUUGGAUGCUGAGCUAUCGACCGCGUCAACAGCUAAACAGUACUAUUUGAAACAGUCAAGAUACCUUCCAGGUGUAAAUCCCAAGAACGUGUCCUUCGUCGCCAAUGGGAAGGAUAUAAAUUCGUACCCUUGGAGUAAUCAGUUGUUUCCGAAGUCUUUGGAACCUAUUGGUGCAGAAUUUGCUUUCAAAAGGAAUAACGCAGGAAACCUUGGAAGUUACGCUACUUACAACCAGUCAGGAUAUAUUCCUUCGUUUCUCAAAAAAGAAGUGGGGUCAGCUGGCCAGAGGAUCCACCUAGCGCCUCUCGGGGGCACAACCACAGAAUAUGCCUGGAACACAAAAGCUGGUCGGGGGCAGUUUUCAGGAACUACUUACAAACCUACAGCAAAAAAUUUAAAUAUCGUGAACCGCGUGCAGCCCGUCUCCUCAGUGCACGGGAGGACAGACUGGGUGGCCAAGUACGGGGGCCAUCGGUAG